Messenger RNA from Anopheles bellator, 3328 nucleotides. Its product is annotated as POU domain protein 2-like. Lineage: Eukaryota; Metazoa; Arthropoda; Insecta; Diptera; Culicidae. Gene Ontology annotation, biological process: regulation of transcription by RNA polymerase II. The transcript is spliced from 8 exons. The record is from RefSeq and is a predicted model, not a curated record. The coding region runs from base 1 to 3087 and encodes 1028 amino acids. Gene Ontology annotation, molecular function: DNA-binding transcription factor activity, RNA polymerase II-specific; RNA polymerase II cis-regulatory region sequence-specific DNA binding.
AUGCCGCUUCUGGUGGCUCCGAGCAGCACACAUGGAGUGGCCCUGGUAGACCCUCGACGCGCCCCGACCCCCGCCUACGAGAGCGUGCCCCAGGAGCGUGCCCCUCGCCACACGCCACGCAGCUUGGCCGCCCGCCCCGACGUGUGUGCGGCCGUCGAUUUCACGAUGUCCAAGUUUAAGGCAUCCUCGCGCCACUCGCUGUACCGCCAGUUCUACGGUGCGGACGAGUCGCCACCGUACGAGAAGCCCGACGAAACAGAUGCGGCCGAGCCGGAAGGGCGCGAAAAAUCCUUCGGUAAAGGCUGGCUCAACAACGAAGCCCAGUGGAACUAUCCGGGGCUAGCGCUGGGCACGAUCCCCGGUCAGCCGCCGGGUCCAAUAGUGUCCGGCCCAUCGGUUCCACCAGCCCCGCCACCACCACCACCACCACACCUCAGCAUGGCGUCCCACCAUCCAUCGGCACCCGCCAUGCACCCGCCACAGCAGCCACCGUUCCACCUGAACCCGACCAGCCUGAUGAGCCUGCGGGAGAUGAUGCUCCAGAGUCCUGCCGGGCUGAGCCUGCUCGGUGCGGACGCCAGCAGUGGGCUGGGGCUGCUGAAGCGCACCAUGCUCGACGCACUCCCGUCCGGCUCGUCGGCGACCACCGGCUUCCCGCCGGGAGUGGGGAUUAACCCACUCCCGGCCUCCAGCUGCUUGUCCGCCACGUCCACCACCACGACGUACAGCAGCCUGCCAUCGAUGAUUCCGACGAGCGUUGCAUCAUUAUCGGCGCACCAGCGGCCACCACAUCGGCAGCAGAUCAAAAAGGAGCGCGAUGAGUCCGAGCCGGAGCCGGAGCCGGAGCCGGACGACAGCAAGGAUGACGAGGAUGACGAAAAACCGAUGGCCAAACAGCGUCGCCCCGAUCGACACCCGUCGCCUCUGCGGCCACCCCACUCCAUAUCACCGUUCCAUCGCGGCUCGUCACCACCACAGCCACCGUCGUCGUCGAUGGCGGCCUCAGCGUACUAUCACCGCCACCAGCCACAUCUGUAUCACGCGGGGGGCGGUGGCCACCCGGCCCCAGCCACGACGGUAGCCGCGGCCCUGUCACAUCAAAGGCAACAUCAAAGGGAUUCCGCGGAGCGUGAGCUGAAUUUAAAUGCGAAUACCGUCCGGGCGAGAAACGAGCGAGAACUGCUCCAGCAGCAGCAGCACCAGCGUCCGAGCAACCACCACCACCACCACCACCACCACCACCAGCACCACCACCAGCAUCCGUACCGCAAUCAUCAUCAUCUGCUCGCGGACCGUGCCGAGAUUGAAAUGCUUCGCGAACAGCACGAAGCGAUGCCGCGCGAUCAGCGGCGGCGGCGGGCGACUCCGAGCUCCGACUCCGAGCCCGAUCCGGAUCCCGGCGACGGGCGGGGCCGGCGGUGGCGCGGUCCGGGCGGUACCAUUCCCGAGCCCACCGAGGACCGAGGGCCGCGGAUCCACGAUCACCGGUUCGGUGCGAUGGCGACGGAGCCCGCCUCAAACGCUGACGACGACGACGACGGCGACGCCCAGCCGUCCGGCAAGGAUCACUCCCGGGGGGCGCACAGCAAGUCAUCUUCACCUGACCUGAGCAUAAAAACACCAAAAUCACCAUCGCCACCCCGUUCGCAUGACGACAUCGACAGCGACCGGGACGAUGGCAGUGACCGGGAGAACCUUAGCAGCCCCUUAGCCGGCGAGCGCCCGGAACGAACGACUCCGCUGAAUCUGAUUACGGACUCAUCCCGACGGACACCAUCGCCACCGCAGUCGAGCGCCAUCCAGGGCGGUGGGCUGGGUGUAGCGCUGGCGGCCCUCCAGAACCAUCUGCCGCUCAGCUCGCUGUUCCUGCAGAACCAACUCGGGCUCGGCGGGCUGGCCGGACUGUCCGGGCAGGAUCUCGGCAUGCUGCAGCAGGCGCUCCAAGCGCAGCAGGCAUCGAUUCAGCAGCAGCUCCAGCAGUAUAUGCUCCUGCAGGUGCAGGGCAGUGCCAGCGCCAACGGGAAUGCUGCGGCCGCCGCCACGGCCCAGGCUCAGGCCGCCGCCCAGUUUCUUAUGCAAAACCAGGUCCAGCAAGCCGUCGCCCAGCUGCAGGCCCUGCAGAAGCAGCAGCAGCUCAAAACGGCCAGCUCGACGCCGACCCCGACCGGAGUGCCGACGGUCACCAGCUCUCCACUGCACAGCCCUUCCGGAAGUCCGGGUCUUCACCACCACCACCAUCACCACCACCACUCGCAGACACAGACCGGCCCGAUGAUCGGGGCCAGUCAAACGACGCCCCCCAACGCCAGCCAGCUAAACGUCGGUGGCAUCCUGACGCCCUCGACGCCCGGGUCCGGAGUGCACACGCCGCAGCUCCAGAAGCACGCGGCGGCCCCGCGGGCCCUCGAGCCGUCGCCCGAGGAAACGACCGACCUGGAGGAGCUGGAGCAAUUCGCCAAAACGUUCAAGCAGCGCCGGAUAAAGCUCGGCUUCACGCAGGGCGACGUGGGGCUCGCGAUGGGCAAGCUGUACGGCAACGACUUCUCCCAGACCACCAUCUCUCGCUUCGAGGCGCUCAACCUGAGCUUCAAGAACAUGUGCAAGCUGAAACCGCUGCUCCAGAAGUGGCUCGAGGACGCGGACAGUAGCAUCUCCAACCCGGGAGGACGCAUCUUUAGCCCCGCGGCCCUGUCCAACACGAUGGCCACGCCGGAAACGAUGGGCCGGCGGCGCAAGAAGCGCACCUCCAUCGAAACAUCCGUCCGGGUGGCGCUCGAGAAGGCGUUCCUCGUCAACUGCAAGCCGACGAGCGAGGAAAUCUCGACGCUGGCCGACAACCUGUGCAUGGAGAAGGAGGUGGUGCGCGUUUGGUUCUGCAACCGGCGCCAGAAGGAGAAGCGAAUCAACCCACCGAACGGCAUGGACAGCCCAACGCACUCGUCCGCCAGCGGGGAGCUGUUCUCCGGCCCAACCCUCGUACCAGGUCUCUCCUCACCGUCGUCCACCACGUCAACCGUCGGGCACUACGGGCACCACGGUGGCGCUGCGAUGCCCGGCACCGGCAGUGGGAGCAUCAAGCAGGAAUGACCGUCGGAGCGGCCACUGGACCUGCCGUGGACGGCGGCCGACCCGCCGAUGGCGAGCUAUCUCCACUAAACCGGGCCCACUCCCCGUUCCGGACACCAGCAGCAGCAGCAGCAGCAGCAACAUAUCAGCGUGCCCCUCUCGCUCGGCGAGCACAUAUGGCAAGAUGGUGGUGAACAGAGAGAUUAAAUAGUCACACCCGGCACCCGGAGACCGCAGCUCGUAGCAAUAUAAUUAACACUCU